Messenger RNA from Umbelopsis ramanniana AG, 1000 nucleotides. RefSeq lists its product as uncharacterized. Gene Ontology annotation, molecular function: oxidoreductase activity. The coding region runs from base 175 to 930 and encodes 251 amino acids. NCBI's taxonomy places the organism in Eukaryota, Fungi, Mucoromycota, Umbelopsidomycetes, Umbelopsidales, Umbelopsidaceae. The record is from RefSeq and is a predicted model, not a curated record. The transcript is spliced from 2 exons.
UGCAUUGAUGUUCAGCGGUAAAAUUGGGACAGCCUUAAGCUCCAAAUUUUGGAGAAUUUACAAAUACUGCUUCUUCAGUGCAUCGGAGUUUGUAACUAAAUUUUAAAAAUUUGAAAAAAGUCCCCAUCUUCUAAUUUCUAUCGAUUCACCUCUACCAUUAAUACCUCCUCCCUCAUGACCGCUGACAUCAACUACAAACCUUACGUCCUCUCCGAGAAGCAAACCGACUGGGUCGCUGAUCUCGAGUUGGAUUCAGCAUCGCAGUCGGGAAUGGGCCAAGAUCCCGUAAAGGUUCUGGUUUUGUACGGUUCGCUUCGCAAGACUUCGUAUUCACGAUUCCUAGCCUAUGAAUUUGCUCGCAUUUUGGAUAAACUUGGGGCUGAUGUCAAAGUUUUUGACCCUACUGGAUUGCCGGUCAAAGACGAUGUGUCUCAAAACCAUCCCAAGGUACAGGAAAUCCGAGCGUUGAGCACAUGGUCGCAAGCGCAAGUGUGGGUUUGUCCUGAACAGCAUGGAGCCAUUACUGCCGUGUUCAAAAACCAGAUUGACUGGAUUCCCUUGUCCAUUGGAUCCGUGCGUCCUACCCAAGGACGAACGCUGGCUGUUGCUCAAGUCAGUGGGGGAUCUCAAAGUUUCAACACCGUGAACACCUUGCGACUUCUCGGAAGAUGGAUGCGCAUGUUCACCAUUCCAAACCAAUCAUCUGUUCCCAAAGCAUGGACUGAGUUUGAUUCCAAUGGGAGGAUGAAGGAGUCUGACUUGCGGGAUCGGGUGGUGGAUGUUGCUGAAGAAUUAUUCAGAAUGACGCUUGUGCUUCGUCCCCAUGCUGAUCGUUUAGUCGAUCGAUACAGUGAACGCAAAGAGAAACUUGAGAAAGGACGCUUGCUCACUCAACAAGAGAAGGAAGAAUUCAAAACCAUGGCGAAAUAGCCCGGAUAACCCGCUCGCUCGCCAUGCCAAUAGAAUACACUCAGCAUCGCUUGUCGGUCAUUUCACAUGU